CACACACACACAAACACACACACACACACACACACACACACACACAGCCAAACACACUUUAUGAGUCGAGUGAGUAAAGUGAAAGAAGGCUGUUUAGGAGCAUCGUAAGACCUGAAAGGUAACAUUAUCAUUCAGUAUAUUGUCAUUUAAAUGUUUUUUAAAUUUAAAAAUCUGCCAAUUAUUUUCUUUAAAUUAUUUUUGAAACCUGUUUACUAAUUGAGUACUUGUUAAUAUAAUGUGUAAUUAUUAAACCCCAGUGUGUUCAUGGGCGUUAUAUUCAUACAGUAUGUUAUGUUGGAAUUUCAUCCCACACUGUGCCAGUAUAAAGUCGUACAACCAGAACAUUAAACAUGUCAGAAAUGCAUCUGACCAGUCAGAAAUCAGCAGAGCAGGAUGUGAUUGGUAAUAAACCUGCCAGGUGUCAGGUGGAUCGGGAGAAAGUGUCUCGAGAUAUGCAAAGGACAGACUUAACUAAAAGAAACAUUACAAUUGGAUAGAAGGGUAAAACACAAUUCGGGCAGCUGGGAUAGGACCAAAACGCAGAUGGUUAUAGUUAGACUUAUGGUAUACAAGUAAUACAUAUUACAUUUCAAAUUGAGUAACCUCAUGAUGAUCUCUUUACGCAGAUAUGGCCUCCGCUCAAGCAUCACCCUGCGACACUGGCUCAAUGGAGAAGCACGUCACAUGCACCAUCUGUAUGGAUGUAUUUGUGGAUCCUGUCACUACAGCUUGUGGCCACUCCUUUUGUAAGAAAUGUCUGCUCAGCAACAAUUACAUGACGUGUCCCUGGUGUCAGAAGCCUCUACACGCAACCCCAGAUGUGAACAUUGCCCUGAAAAACAUCGCUGAAGAGAUUAAAAAAAAGAUCCCAGAGAAAAAAGAUGUGUACACUGGGGCGCCCGGAGAAGUGGCCUGUGACGUUUGCACAGGGCGAAAGCUGAAAGCCAAGAAGUCGUGCCUUGUGUGCGUCGCCUCGUAUUGUUCAACCCACCUGCAGAAUCAUUCUACGGCUCAAAGGUUAAAGGGCCACAAGUUGGUGCAACCUGUGGAGAACUUGGAUGAGAGGGCCUGUCUGCAGCAUGGACGCCCUUUAGAGCUGUACAGCAGGACGAAGGAGAGAUGCAUCUGUGUCCUCUGUAUGGAAGACGACCAGGAGGAGGUGGUUCCUACUGAAGAAGAAUGGCGCAGGAAGAAGGCUGAGCUUGAAAACCCCAAGACUGAGUUUCAAAAGAAAAUUGAAAACAGAAAAACACUGAUGGAUGAGACAAAUGCAUCUCUUCAGAGCUGUGAGGACCAGCUGCACAAUGAAUAUGGGGAUAUUGAUGCUGUGUUCACAGCUGUGAUUGCAAUGGUGAAGGAAGCCCGUGACAGAGCCCUUCAGCCUCUAAAGGACAGGAGGCAGGCUGUGGAAAAGGAGGCAAAAGACAUCGAGAAGAAGAUGAAAGCAGAGGUUGACCGGCUUGAGAAAACCAUCUCUAAGCUGGACGAUAUAUCUGCACUUGAGGAUCACAUCCUUUUCCUACAGAAGUACCCAUCUCUUCAAGACCUGGACAACAUCAAAGAUUGCCCAGAGGUAGAGCAGGACACGUCACUGUCAUUUGGCACCAUGAGAAAAAUCACAACCGCUAUGUUGGAAUCAAUUCAACAGGAACUGGAGCGGCUGACCCCCAUUGAGAUUCAAAGAAUUCCAAAGUUCACAGUGGAUGUGAGGCUGGAUCCAGCCACUGCGCACCAACACCUCAUUCUUUCUGAUGAUGGUAAGGAAGUCAUAGACGGAGAAGAAGACCAGAGAGUUCCUGAUUCUCCAGAGAGGUUUGACGUGUUUGGCAGCGUCCUGGGUCUUAACAGGCUGACUUAUGGGAAGUCCUACUGGGAGGUGGAGGUCAGAAACAAGACUGGAUGGGAUCUGGGUGUAGCAAGAGGGGACGCAAACCGAAAGGGUAAACUAAUGCUGACCCCAGACAAUGGGUACUGGGUUACUGUGCAUUUUGAAGAUGAGAAAUAUGCAGCCCUAACAUCUCCACCAGUUCGUCUGUCCCUGACAGGGAAGCCUCAGAAAGUGGGAGUGUUUGUGGAUUAUGAGGAGGGUCUUGUGUCCUUUUAUGAUGUGGCUUCCAAAUCUCACAUCUACUCUUUUACUGACUGUUCAUUCAACGGCAGGAUCUUCCCAUAUUUCAGUCCCCAUUUGAAACGAGAUGAGAAAAACACGGAUCCCUUGAUUAUUUCUUCUGUGAAUAAUUGAAAGCAGGACAGGAAUCUGUCAUGAAGAAUAUUUGUUAUGGGUAUCAAAUUCGGGCUGUUAAAAAGUUAUGCUUUGUAGAAUUUGAUUUGGAAAUGUGUGUCGAUUUCUGCACUUUAAUGCUUGUUGGGUUUGAAAAGUAAAAACAAUUCCAAUUUUGUAAAAUUUUAACAUUCAAAAUGAUCUGCAAGAAUAAAUGUGAAAUCCUUGGGGAAUGCCUUGGAUCUGCAGUGCUCCUAACCUUUUGAUGUCUUAAAUAAGUUGUUCAUUUCCGAUGUUAAACUUAAUCUGUAUUAUGCAAUGACAUGGUUCAGUAGCAGGGCAGAGGGACAGAGAGUGGUUUGCAGCUUUUUUCCCUAGAAAUGAAACCGAAACGAAAAAAAUGUACCAAAUGACAUUUUACACAAAUAUGAUGAAAUACUUAAAAGUUUGCACCAAAAAAACGCCUUUAUAAGUAAUAAGAAAAUGCAUUUCAAUGACUCUUAACAGUAAAUAAAGAGAAUAUUUUUUUU
Messenger RNA from Labrus bergylta (ballan wrasse), 2751 nucleotides. RefSeq names its product E3 ubiquitin-protein ligase TRIM21. The record is from RefSeq and is a predicted model, not a curated record. Gene Ontology annotation, molecular function: protein binding. NCBI's taxonomy places the organism in Eukaryota, Metazoa, Chordata, Actinopteri, Labriformes, Labridae.